UGUCUACGUGAAGAAACAAACCUAUCCGAGACAGGUUUAUCCCAUCUUAAUCAUUCAACUACCACAAUCACAACAAACAACAUUGUCCUUUCCUUCGAUCCUUUCCUUCUCAUUGUGGUUGCUUCACAAUCGUAAAACCUUUCCAAUGGGUCACUCCAACGCAAACAAACUUCUCUAUAUUUUUUUUUGCUCUUACGUUAAUAACACUAUUAAUUGUUAUUGGCGCCUUAUGCCUCUUACCUGUUCUAACAUUGAGGAAUAUUAUUGAGUAAAUUAAAUUGGAUGAAUUGAGUUGGGCUUGGAUGCUCUUGCAGUUGCAGUUGAUCUACUACUAAUUGAUGGGAUUCCACCUAGCCUUGUUUCUCUUUCUGGCAUCUCUUCGUUUGAUUUCAACUCAAGAUAUUGAACAUGGUUCCAUCGAAGUAAACGGAGUUCAAGGAAUUGCUGAAAAUGAUGAUAACUUCAUUUGCGCUACUAUUGAUUGGUGGCCUCAAGAAAAGUGUGACUACAAUUAUUGCCCCUGGGGCUCUUCAUCUGUUCUCAAUUUGGACUUGUCUAAUCCUAUCCUUGCAAAGGUAAUACAAGCUCUCAGGCCUUUGAGGAUAAGAGUUGGAGGUUCAUUGCAAGACCAAGUGCUGUAUGAGGUAGGAAGUUUGAAGUCCCCUUGCCAAAAUUUUCAAAAGAUGAAGGGUGGAUUGUUUGGAUUUUCAAAGGGAUGUUUACACAUGAAAAGGUGGGAUGAGCUGAAUCAUUUUUUCAAAAAUACAGGGGCCAUGGUGACUUUUGGCUUGAAUGCACUCCGUGGGAGGCACCAAAUUAGUCGUAAGGUUUGGGGAGGAGACUGGGACCCUACAAAUGCUUAUGAUUUUAUAAAUUACACUAUUUCAAAAGAAUACGAAAUUGAUUCAUGGGAGUUUGGUAAUGAGUUGAGUGGUCAAGGCAUUGGUGCAAGUGUUGAUGCUGCACAAUACGGGAAAGACUUGAUCAAGCUUAAACAAAAUUUAAACAAACUAUACAAGUACACCAAGUUCAAACCAUCACUUAUAGCACCAGGAGGUUUCUAUCAAAAGGAAUGGUUUGAUAAGCUUCUUGAGGUUUCAGGCACAGGCGUUGUCGAUGUGAUCACUCAUCAUGUAUACAAUUUGGGACCAGGUAAUGAUGCACAUCUUGAAAAUAAGAUUCUAGAUCCAGCGCACUUAAGUAAGGUAGAAUCAAUUUUUAGCAAUCUUUCAGAAACCAUUCAAACACAUGGUCCUUGGUCGGCUGCUUGGGUUGGAGAAGCCGGCGGGGCAUUCAACAGUGGUGGUCGUGAUGUUUCUAACACAUUUGUGGAUAGCUUUUGGUACUUAGAUCAACUUGGAUUAGCAUCCAGAUACAACACUAAGGUCUAUUGCAGGCAGACCUUAAUUGGAGGAAACUAUGGCCUUCUUAAUGUCACCACUUUCACUCCCAAUCCUGACUACUACAGUGCACUUUUGUGGCAUAAACUUAUGGGGAAAGGUGUUCUUGCAGCUUCUAGUGAUGUUUUUUCACCAUUUUUACGAACUUACGCCCAUUGUUCAAAAGGCAGAGAUGGAGUAACAUUACUGCUAAUCAACUUAAGCAAUCAGACUAAGUUCAUACUCAAUGUUCAUGACAGCGUGCAUGUGAGUAAUGGAGAAAAUGAAGAUGCAAAAAGCAACACCCACAUGGAUAAUUCAUUCAUUAAUCAACUCAAGAAGGCAUUUUCUUGGGUUGGAACAAAACUAUCAGAUGUCACAUUCAGGGAGGAGUACCACUUAACACCAGAAGAUAAUGACCUAAAUAGCAAAACCAUGUUGCUGAAUGGUAGUCCGCUAAAGUUAACAGAUGAUGGAGAAAUUCCUAAAUUGGAUCCAGUACUCAAUAAUCAAAAUGCCUUCAGAACAGUUGGGCGUUAUAUGGGAGCAAGGACGAAAAGGGAGGAGAAUCCCCGGGUUUGUGUAGAACAGUGUUUUUCAAUAGAAGCAUGGAAUAAUAUACUCAUACUUAUGAGUAAUAUCUUCUUUGUUUAGAGAAUAUUAUAAAGGGAGGAAAAUGAUUGGUAAGUUUAUUCAAAAUCCUCCAAAGUCCUCCCUUGAUGCAUUUACAGUUCCCACUUAUUGGAGGAUUUUAGCCCAAUGAAGAAAAAUAAAACUCUGCAAGCUAUUAAACAAGGUAGUAAACUACUCUCCCUUCCAAUUCCCAUUCCCCGUCCCUUUAUCGUCAAAGUCAUCUCUUGCCUUUUCCUCCCAAACAAAACCUUAGGAUUUAUCACUACAGGUUUGUUAGUCAUUACUGUGAACGGUUUGAU
This is a messenger RNA of Medicago truncatula (barrel medic), 2311 nucleotides long. RefSeq names its product heparanase-like protein 1. Gene Ontology annotation, molecular function: beta-glucuronidase activity. Lineage: Eukaryota; Viridiplantae; Streptophyta; Magnoliopsida; Fabales; Fabaceae. The transcript is spliced from 11 exons. The record is from RefSeq and is a predicted model, not a curated record. Gene Ontology annotation, cellular component: membrane; plant-type cell wall. Bases 339 to 2033 code for a protein of 564 amino acids.